Symbiodinium necroappetens is the source of this 456-nucleotide messenger RNA. The record is from the annotation of a GenBank genome assembly. Lineage: Eukaryota; Dinophyceae; Suessiales; Symbiodiniaceae.
GUUUUAGCUGACUUCGAAAAACACUUUAACGCCUGCGGCUUCCACGGCGGCAGGUGCGGCACGAAGGAAUGCUACUGGAGGCGAAAGCUUCACCUUCCGCACUUUCUCGAACAAGACGCGGCUCACUGGGACGAGGCUGCCCCCAACGGGUUUCGGCUCGAGGCAGGCCCGACGAAGGCCAAGGAAUUCGAGGACAAAGCAGCUCUCAUUCCACCCAGUCGCGAUGAGGACUCGGACAGCAGGGCAUCUGACAACUCCGAACUUGACUGCCGUGGACGCGGCUUACGCGCCUGGCACCACGCAGAACCAGAACGGCAAGCUUGCCACGAAAGAAGUCGCAGUCCUUUCGCAAGAGCGUUGGACGCGCAGCAGCUGCUCGCUUGGCAGGAGAAGCUCCUGAGACGAGAGAGGGAGCUGGAUGAGCUCGAACGAUUGGCCAUGAGUUUUGUAGCUUGA